Messenger RNA from Lineus longissimus, 2546 nucleotides. RefSeq names its product lysosomal proton-coupled steroid conjugate and bile acid symporter SLC46A3-like. Gene Ontology annotation, molecular function: transmembrane transporter activity. The coding region runs from base 83 to 1519 and encodes 478 amino acids. The record is from RefSeq and is a predicted model, not a curated record. Gene Ontology annotation, cellular component: membrane. Gene Ontology annotation, biological process: transmembrane transport. The transcript is spliced from 5 exons. Lineage: Eukaryota; Metazoa; Nemertea; Pilidiophora; Heteronemertea; Lineidae.
UAAUGGCGCGAUUCGUGUGUGGAUAUUUUCAUCGCAAUUUUCUGUCGACUUUGAAGGGUUUAUGAAUUUUUGAAGCCUUGACAUGACAGAGUGCCAUGAAGAAGCGGUCCUUGUCGAUCAUCUGCUGAAAAUGAAGGGACGACGAGUCAAGGCGCGAUGCAAGAGGGCGGUGAUAGUUGAACCGGUAUUGUUUAUGUACGCAUUGGCUCUCUCCGGCAGCGCACCAGUUAUUGAGCAGUAUCUCUACGCAAGGUUCAAGCUUCAGUAUCCAAUUUUAAACGGAACCAUUGAUAGCAACGAAACGACUCCUUGCAUGUCGGUGAACCAUUCAGAUCCCUAUUUUAUUGCAACCCAAGCCGUCCAAGAGGAGACAUCGCAAUGGAUGAUGUAUUUGCAAGUCACGUGCUCUGUAAUUUCCAUAUUCACUACCCUAGUAUACGGACCAUACUCGGACGUGGCUGGGAGACGUAUCAUCAUGAUUUUACCAAGUGCUGCUGCAGUUAUAAAGUUCACAUUCAAUGCCUUUGUAAUAUAUUUUAAUCUACCAGUCUGGUGUUUACUAUUUGGUCAAGUCCUAGAGGGCCUGUGUGGAGGUUUUGAGACCAUGAUUAUGAUUGUGCUCGCCUAUAUUGCAGACCAGACGACUAAGGACACGCGAGGCAUGAGGAUGACAAUUGCACAAUCUAUGUUAGCAUUCGCCAUGGCGACAUCUCAACUCGGCUUGGGAUAUUUCAUAAAAGCAACAGGUUUUCUCUAUCCUUACAUAACCUUAUGUGCCAUCUUAGUGGUUAAUCUAGUCUACGUUAUAUUCCUAGUGCCAGAAACUAUUGGCGCGGAUCGUAGCAUUCGGUACAGGAUCACAGACUUUAGCAUAGUCAGGUCGUUAGGAGCAACAAUCCGCGCUUUCACGGAAAGUGAGGACAGACGAAACGUGAAAGUCGGGUUGUUGUUGAUCAUAUCUGUCUUCUGUUCCAUUCCCUUGAUCAGUCGUGCCACCAUGAUUGUACUCUUUACUAUGAAUAUACCGUUUUGCUGGGGCCCAGAUAAAAUUGGUGUCUUCGCCGCAGCCAGCAACGCUGCUGUCCAACUUGGAGGCAUAGCUAGCCUGAAGUUCUUCAAGCUAUGCCGUCUUUCUGAAAUGUGGAUUGCCGCCAUUGGUACCCUCUCAAUUAUGGCCAGUUCUCUCACGAAUGCAUUUGCAGAGACAGAUCUAAUGAUGUACAUGGUGGUGAUUGCGAGUGUUUUCAUUGCACUCCCAAUCCCGAUGUGCAAAAGUAUGAUCUCCAGGCUAGUCACUGUCGACGAACAAGGUACUAUGGGAGCCGGUGUGGCCAGCGUCGAAGCCUUGAACAACAUCGUCAGUUCCAUUGUAAUGAACCUCAUCUAUCAGAAAACACUCUUUUUCAUGACUGGGUUCAUAUUCGUUGUUGGUGCCAUAUCAGGCUUCGCUGGUCUUAUCAUCAUUUUGUUCUACAUUGCAUUCAUAGCCAUCCAAAAUCGUCAGAAACGCCUUGUAUAGUCUGAAUAACGAUUGUUCAUUCUCAAAGCAGCUAGAUGGGUAUAUUCUCUCUUCCAUCCACCGUUAGGUCCCGUGCGGCACAUGCUAGUUUUGAUGUUCGAUUCAACAGAUCGAUCGAUUAGCGAUCAGUCACAGUCCCCAUAUCGCAAAACGCACACAAAACAAACAUAACCCUAGACACAUAUAUCACAAAAGAAGCUAUAUCUGUAAUAUUUUUCAACUGUGUGCCUCACUUAAUUCGUGGACUCCCUGGGCAGUCCAUUGCGUCAACCAAAUUGGACUGCCUCAAAUAGCGCAGCUUUCACGUCGUGCUAUUUAAACCCCUGGCGAACUUUUGGGAAGGAUAUGACAUAACCAUGUGGGUGAAAUAGACAGGGUAAUAAAAGAAAAUUUCUCCAUUCACGACCAUUAGACUAAACGUUUGACCUGGAAGGUGUGUUUUCAUUGUAUUGUCAUACACCAAUACGCAAUGACAUUAAACCUUAAAAUAUCACCAAAUGAUCUACUUCACCAAUUCAAUUCAUGCAUAACAUAAACAAUUGUUGCGUAAAAUUCCGUAUGCAGAAGAAGCUGUGCUUAAAAAAUAAACAAAAUAUACAAAACAAAGUUUCCGCCCGGUUUCGAAACGGACCUUCUGCGUGUUAGGCAGAUGUGAUAACCACUACACCACGGAAACCGUUGAUGCCGUUGUAAGGGCCGGGAAAAUCAUUGUAUCUGUACAUCAGGUUGGUGUGUAUCGGAGCAAAAUAAUCGUUGAGGCCAACAAGAGAAGAGGCACAUCCUGUAACCCGUUUAGAGUCAUGGUGGACAAAUGAAAUUAAUCGCAACAUCACCAUGAUAUUAAUUAUGUACUUCAUGUAGUUUGUGACAUAACCAUGUGGGUGAAAUAGACAGGGUAAUAAAGACAAAUUGCCAUUCGCGACCAGUAGACUAAACGUGUGUUUUCAUUGUGUUGUCAUACAAAAAGCACCAUUAUACGGAAUGAUAUUUUAAUCAAAAUAUCACCAAAUGAUGCACUGAUUCACUU